Molecule: messenger RNA, 3662 nt
Organism: Grammomys surdaster
Lineage: Eukaryota; Metazoa; Chordata; Mammalia; Rodentia; Muridae
Gene: Prox2
Product: prospero homeobox 2
Exons: 5
Coding region: 360-2132 (590 amino acids)
Biological process (GO): regulation of transcription by RNA polymerase II
Cellular component (GO): nucleus
Molecular function (GO): RNA polymerase II cis-regulatory region sequence-specific DNA binding; DNA-binding transcription factor activity, RNA polymerase II-specific
Source: RefSeq, a predicted model, not a curated record
CAGAUAGUGACUUGCUUUGAGAAGGGGCAGGAGGCUCCCCUCACCCAGCCGCAGCACCUGACUGACUUGAGGAGGAAGAAAGGAAACCAAAAUCAUUUCCUGACCCUCGCUCUGUCUGCCCAAGGCUGGUGAAGACACUAAUGGAGAUCAGAGCUCCCUGAGGACUUUCCAGAGUCGGUCCCAGAGGUUCCAUCACCCUGGCCUUCCUGAAUCCCAGAAGCAGCUGAUUCUCACCCUUCUGUGUGUGAAGAAGACCCUUCAGCAUGGUCUGGCCCACCACUUACUGCUCAAUUUAGCAGGGCUCUCAAAGGACCUGCGCUCCUUCUGGGGUUCUGCACGAGCAGCCGGAGAGGCAGGUGAUGGAUCUGCCUGCUGUCUUGCUUUCUCCUCAGUCUCAGACCUGCAUCCAUCUGGCAGAAUCCUGCAUGGAACAAGAGAGAUGCCCACCCACCGCAGAGGUGGGCAGAGACUCCUCCUUUCUCAGUGGUCAACUGCCCAGAUCCAGCCUCACAGAUGCUGAUUGGUUUUGGGAUGAGCACAUCCAGGCAAAGAGGGCCAGAGUAGAGACCAUUGUCCGAGGCAUGUGUCUCUCUCCUAGUUCGCUGGUGUCAGGCAGAGCCAGAGAGAGCUCAUUCUGUCCAGAAAAGGUCCGGGAGCGGAAGAGAAAGCAGAGCCUUCCCAUGCACCAAGGUCCCCUGAAAUCUAGCCCUGCCUGGGAUCGCGGGCCCAAGAAGGGCGGGACCCGGGUGAAAGAACAGCUUCAUCUGCUGAAGCAACAGCUAAGACAUUUGCAGGAGCAUGUCCUACAGGCCACUGAACCCAGAGCACUAGCACAGAGCCCAGGAGGUACUGAGCCGAGCAGCUCCCUGAGGGCAAAGCUGAGGAGCAGCUUCCCAUCUCGUGCCUGGACUAUGAACAAAGCUCACCAGAGUUCCAGCAAGGACGUCUGUGGAGCAGUGAAGCCCAGAGCAGCUGAGGUUCUACAACAGUCAGAGGAGCCUAUGCUCUGUCCUCCUGGUCCACGGGCUUUGGUGGAGACUCUGAGGAAAGAGCUGAGCAGGGCUGUGUCCCAGGCUGUGGACUCAGUAUUACAACAGGUGCUACUUGAUCCACAGGGCCAUCUCACACAGCAGGACCAAAGCAGCCAGGGGCUAGCAUCAGAGGGCAGAAGCCAGCCUUCACCUCCAAGAAGUGCCUAUAAGGACCCACUUGCUCUUGCCACCCUGUCCAGAAAGGUCCAGCCACAAGCUGGGGUUCCCUUGGGCAAUUCAAUGCUGACUAGGUCUCUAGAUUCUCCUCUGUGUCCUGUCUCUCCAAGAGGAGUCCCCAAAUCCUAUCAGAGUCCCCUACCAAAUUGUCCCUUGACAACUGUACCUCCCCACAUCUGGGAAAAUCAGAUUCUUAGCCAGCUUCUGGGUCGUGGGCCCAAUGGCCACUGGAGUGGCAGCCCUCCCCAGGAUACAUCUUUCCAAAGUCAAACCUCCCCAGAGUGUGCCCAGCAACCGUGGGGGUUGAGCCAGCAGCAGCUCUCCCUGUCUCUCACCCCUGUCCACCUGGAAAGCAGGCCUCACCUACCGCCUGUGAAGACGGAGCAGAGCGUGCUGCAGGGCGUGGCUGACUCACUUCCUCUCUCUUCCAUCCACAUCCAGGAAGGCCUGAGCCCCGGUCACCUGAAGAAGGCCAAACUCAUGUUUUUCUUCACGCGGUACCCCAGCUCCAGCCUCCUGAAAGCUUGCUUCCCUGAUGUUCAGUUCAACCGCUGCAUCACCUCCCAGAUGAUCAAGUGGUUCAGCAACUUCCGUGAAUUUUAUUACAUCCAGAUGGAAAAGUACGCCCGGCAAGCACUUUCAGACGGUGUCACGAAUGCCCAAGCGCUGGCAGUCCUCCGAGACUCGGAGCUUUUUCGAGUUCUCAAUACACACUACAACAAGGGGAGUGACUUUGAGGUCCCAGACUGCUUCUUGGAAAUUGCCACCUUGACAUUACAGGAGUUCUUCAAGGCCGUCUCUGCAGGGAAAGAUUCAGAUCCUUCCUGGAAGAAACCCAUUUACAAAAUUAUUUCAAAACUGGACAGUGACAUCCCAGAGAUACUCAAAUCUUCCAGCUAUCCCCCGGGACUGUUUCCAAGUUAAGAGCAAACAAAACGAGGGCAAGUAUGACGUUACAGGACUGGGAUUCCAAGAUGGGAGGUGGAGGCAGGGGGAUCAGGAACUUAAGGAUAGCCUUGGCUACAAAGACAAAGAUCAGACAAAAUGAGCAGACGGGCCCAGGGUGGCCCAAGUUUUGUCAUAAAUAGCAGUUUAGCUGUAGUCAUAGAAGAAAGCACAAGAGGAACCCCUCCCAUAAGUGCAACUGCCAUUUUGAAUACUAGUUUUCUUGUCCAGAAUCAUCCGAGACUCUGUAACUACAGUGCAGUAACUAAGUCUAUCACUGUGUUUGUAGUCUAUUGGGAGAGGAAUGCAAGUCUGGAAUCAGAAGGCUGAAAAGUCAUUAAGUGCUAUGGCAUGCUGACAAUUUCCUGGUAUUUCUGUAACUCUGGAAGGAGAUUCAUAGCCCAGUGGUGGUGGUAAACAGGUUUAAUCCCUGCACUGGAGAGGCAGAGGCAGGUGGAUCUGUGAGUUUGAGGCCAGCCUGGUCUGCAAAAUGAGUUCCAGGACAGCCAAGGCAACACAGAGAAACUCUGCCUUGAAAAACAAAAAACCAAAAAAACUCCAAGAAAUUUUGAACUGUGGGUACCUCAUUGGUCCUUAUGCCAGGGUACAGGAUCGGUCAGGACUGUGGAGGAACCAAAGACUGUGUACACUGGACUCAUGCUGCCACUCAGGAUCUCCAACAGGAAAAAUCCAUACCAACAAGGCACCUGCAGAGUGGCACUGCCAUCUGAUCAGGUGGGCACUCAGGAGUGCUUCAUCAUCCAAGACAUUCACCGAUGGCUUCUGCAAACUUCCUAAAGGACCUCGGCAUUGCUGUGGCUUGCAUCUGUCUGCUGGACAGACUGACACUGGGUCAGCUGACUGUCCUAACAGUCCUAUGUGGCCUAUGUACUGGUGCCCCAACUGUCAUGCAUACAAAUAUAUACAUAAAUGGAACUUCAUGAGAAAGCCCAAAAGGGACCUUGGGGACCAUCUGGUCCACUUUGUUUAACCUGUGGAGAAAACUGAGGUUAGCAUACACUCUACAGGGCCUCAGAGGCCAUGAAUGACAGGGCUGGGACAAAGGCAGAAAUGGAGAUUUUCCUACUCCAAAAUGAUUACAGUCUAUGACUAAACUUGCACUGAUGAACAAAUGACAUCCAUAUUUUCCCCUAUAGGUCCAACACAAUUGUGACAGACUCUGAGCACCUAAGCAAGGCACCCAUAAAGUAGAACAACUGUGUCUUCUAGUCAGAACCAAGCCUGUAAGCACUGCUGAGGAUGGGCAGGGUGGAGUAUACUUCAGGUUUCACAGUGCUAAAUGAGGGGCAACUGUGCCUACGGUAGCUCCCUUCCCUGCCAUCAACCUAGAACAAGUCCACACCUAGCUCCUCUACCUCCGUGACCUGAUGGGUAGUAGUGUUGGCUAUCGCUAGACAUGUCAGACUACACCACCAUGAACAAAGUCUUUCCUCUGAAUUUUCUGUUCAUAUAGUGGAGAGAAGAAACAAAAAACACUUAAGCAAAUCU